Molecule: messenger RNA, 3114 nt
Organism: Macadamia integrifolia
Lineage: Eukaryota; Viridiplantae; Streptophyta; Magnoliopsida; Proteales; Proteaceae
Product: ankyrin repeat domain-containing protein 13C-like
Exons: 3
Coding region: 894-2801 (635 amino acids)
Cellular component (GO): cytoplasm
Molecular function (GO): protein binding
Source: RefSeq, a predicted model, not a curated record
CUAUUUUCUUUUUUUCUUUCCUGAUGAUAGAGAUAGAGUACUAUAACAGAGAGAGAGAGAGAGAGAGAGAGAGAGAGGGGCUUGAGAUCGAAUCAGUUCACUUGAUUUCGUCUCUGUUGGCAUGAAUGGCGUGAUCGGAACGAAGAUCGUGAGCUGUUCCUCGAUCUCUCUUUUGCCUUUUGGAAGUUCAUUCCAAGGAGGGAGUGAAGAGGGAGAAGCAGAGCUUCUUGAGGUUCACUAAUCUGUCAAAAAUUACAGAUUUCAGCUGUCCAGGUACUCAUCAGUGUUCAGAAAUUAUCUUUUUAGGGUUUUUUUUUUCACUGUUUGAGAUUCAAACAAUUUGUGGAGAAUCUGGUAAUGGAGUAAUGGACCUGCGAUUUUAAGUUUUGGUGAAGAUUACGAGAAGGUUUGAGUUCUCUCAUCUCUGGUUGUCUUUGAGGUGAUUUGAGAUUGUACACUGUUUUGUCUAUUUGGACUCUCUAAAUCCAUUAUUACACUGACAAAGUGAAGUCUAUGCUGAGAAGAUUUGCUUUCUGGUGUCUCCGGUGACUUUUUUGUGUAUUUCUGGUGGAGACUUGGAAGCUUCCAAUCUACCCAAAAUCAGGUUAAGUGCCUAAGUGGAGUUAGGUGGUCCAUUUCGGUCCCAUUGGAACUGUUUGAACAAUUAGGAGAAGCGUAGCCUGGACGGAGAAAUAUCAAAUUUCUCUGUUUUUGGGUUUUUAACCUGAGUAUGCUGAAAUACUCUAGGAGAAGUUGAGGGACAAGAAGGAAGCUAGUCUAGCUUUCAAGUUCUUCCGCUUUUUGGGUGUUUUACUGAGUUGCAUAAGCUCUUGAGCUUCGAUCCCAGCAAGGAUGAAGACCAUUUCUAAUUGGAAAUAGAAGAGGAAUAAAGUAUGGAGGAUUUGUCCAAAUAUACGCACAGCCCUGUUCAUUUGGCCGUUGCCCGUCGUGACUAUGUCUUCCUCAAACGCAUUGUCUCCACCCUCCCAAUUCUCUCUAAGGCAGGUGAGGUCACUACCGAAGCUGAAUCCCUUGCUGCCGAGCUCCAGGCUGAUACUGUCUCUGCUGCAAUUGAUCGCCGUGAUGUCCCUGGCCGUGAGACUCCUCUCCACCUUGCUGUCCGACUCCGGGAUCCCAUCUCCGCUGAGAUUCUAAUGGCUGUGGGUGCUGAUUGGAGCCUGCAAAAUGAGCACGGAUGGAGUGCUCUUCAAGAAGCUGUUUGCACCCGUGAAGAUUCCAUUGCUAUGAUUAUUGCCCGCCACUACCAGCCACUUGCCUGGGCCAAAUGGUGUCGACGCCUCCCACGCAUAGUCUCAUCUGCAGCUCGAAUUCGUGAUUUCUACAUGGAGAUAACAUUCCAUUUUGAAAGCUCUGUCAUUCCCUUCAUUGGUCGCAUUGCCCCAUCAGAUACCUACCGCAUUUGGAAGCGUGGUUCAAAUCUUCGUGCUGAUAUGACCCUUGCUGGCUUUGACGGAUUCCGCAUCCAACGCUCUGACCAAACCUUCCUCUUCCUGGGAGAAGGCUACUCUUCAGAUGAUAGUAAUUUAUCUUUUCCACCUGGUUCUCUGAUUGUCCUUGCACACAAGGAGAAAGAAAUAACAAAUGCUCUGGAGGGAGCUGGGGCUCAGCCCACAGAGGCUGAAGUUGCCCAUGAGGUAGCCUUGAUGUCUCAGACAAACAUGUAUCGGCCUGGGAUUGAUGUUACUCAGGCGGAGCUUGUUUCCCAUUUGAACUGGAGGCGACAGGAGAGGACUGAGAUGGUAGGAAAUUGGAAGGCUAAGGUUUAUGAUAUGCUUCAUGUGAUGGUGAGUGUCAAGUCCAGACGGGUUCCUGGUGCGAUGACUGAUGAGGAACUAUUUGCUGCAGAGGAUGAUGAGAGAAUCGUAAAUGGUGGGGUACAUUGUGAGUAUGAUGAUGUAUUGACAGCUGAGGAAAGGAUGCAAUUAGAUUCAGCUCUCCGGAUGGGUAAUUCUGAUGGACUUGGCGAGGAUGAGGAAAAUGGGGCUUUUGAAUCCCAAGAAAAUGGUGCGGGAGGUUGCUUUGAAAGUUGUGAACCCAGUGGUCUUGCCAAAGAAAAGAAGAGUUGGUUUGGCUGGAACAAGAAAGGUUCUAAGAAUGGGAGUGAUGUUAAUAACCGGAAGUCUUCUGAAUUUCCUAGGGAGGAUCUAGGGGAUGUUAAGAAAGGCAAAGAGAAAAGUAAUAAGAAAAAAAAGAGUGCCGCCACAAGUGAGUCCAAGCAAGAGAGUGAAUACAAAAAGGGUUUGAGACCUGUUUUAUGGUUAACACCUGACUUCCCUUUGAAAACAGAUGAGCUCUUGCCUCUGCUUGACAUCUUAGCAAACAAGGUUAAAGCUGUUAGGAGACUCAGGGAGCUUCUGACCACCAAACUACCUCAUGGAACAUUUCCUGUGAAGGUUGCCAUCCCUAUUGUUCCAACUAUUCGGGUCCUUAUAACUUUCACAAAAUUUGAAGAGCUUCAGCCAGUGGACGAGUUCUCGACCCCUCUUUCCAGUCCAGCACAUUUUCUGGAUUCCAAAGUCAAGGAUUCAGACGGAUCAACAUCAUGGAUUUCAUGGAUGAGAGGGAGUCGUGGUGGGCAAUCAAGUGAUAGUGAAGGUCGAAGCUUUAAGGAUGAGAUUGACCCUUUCCAUAUCCCAUCUGACUAUACAUGGGUUGAUGCCAAUGAGAAGAAGCGGCGGAUGAAGGCCAAGAAGGCUAGGAGCAAGAAGGGUAAGAAGCAGUCAGCAGCCAAAAGCACGGAUGCGGGGCACCGGGUGACUGAAGAUAUGGAAGAACAGUAGUGGAAGAUACUGCUCUUAUACGUUGGCUGUACCAAAACUUUCAAGAGGAAUCAGUAAGGACAUUAGUGAAGAUGGACCCAAUUUCUUUUGGGAAUUGAAGGAAGGAAAUGCUAAAGUUACAGUUUUCGUAGUUGUGGUCAGAAGAGGUUCCCUAUCUUCUUACCACUGUUGUAUGUCACAUGAUAUGAAUUUUGGGGGAGCAGAAUCUCCUUUUUCCUAUAUUAAUUUUGAUUUUGUUCUCAUUGUCCUAAUUACUGUUUGUGGGAUAUGAGAAUAAUCAAACAGCUGGAACACGAUUGGAGCUUUGUAUUGA